This is a messenger RNA of Chaetomium strumarium, 1171 nucleotides long. RefSeq lists its product as uncharacterized. The coding region runs from base 152 to 919 and encodes 255 amino acids. The record is from RefSeq and is a predicted model, not a curated record. The transcript has a single exon. NCBI's taxonomy places the organism in Eukaryota, Fungi, Ascomycota, Sordariomycetes, Sordariales, Chaetomiaceae.
CUUCCACUUCGUCGUGAGCCCCAUCGACCCGGCCAGGCAACAACAACAACAACAACAACAACAACAACAACAACAACAACAAACGCCCUACACCCUGCUCGGCGUCACCACCGACUCCUCGCCCAACGACAUCACCGCCGCCUACUACAGGAUGGUCGACCGCGCGCGGCGGACCGGACACCACGACCUUGUCAAGGCGCGGAAUGACCUGCUCGGCUGCCGGGAGGCGUACGAGACCCUGACCGACCCGCUGCUGCGCUGCGUGUACCACCGAGACCAGGGGAUGCCGGACUGGUAUGGUGUCCCGAAGCUGUGUUGGGGGGAGGUUGUUGUUGAGAAGCUGCAGUCUGCCAGGACGGUUAUGCGGUACUGGACGGGCCCGGAGGAUGCGUUUGCGAGGAUGCCUACUAUUAUUAUGUCGUCGACGAUGACGACGACACACAUGUGGACGCAACGGUUCCAUCGUCGCUCUCCAUCAGCUUUGGUUCUAGCGACUAUUAGCACUCGGACUUCUCUGAUUUCGGCUCGAGGAAGCACUCAGAUUCCUCUGCUCGCCCAGGGACAAGUGUCGCUGGCGGCUGAACUGGAAAUAGCUAAGAACGCGGUGCUUGACUAUCUGCGCGUCCUCAAGCACAGCCUUGUUUCUCUGAAGGACUCAGCAUCGUCCCUUUUCACCGGUGUCAAGCACUGGGUCAAGUCUAACCCGCGACACAGCCUAUCCGUUGCCGUUGUCUCCGUCCUCUUAUUAUCCCUCCUUCACGCCGCCAUCUCCUCCUACUGGGACAGGGUCAUUUUACGCUCUGCAGGCUGGUGGGGUUUGCCCUGUUCCUGCCCAUGGUCGUCCGUGCCUCUUUCUCGAGCUCCGCUCUCGACACCCGCUUCUGGCGCUUGGAGAGGUGCCUCUCGGGUGCAGUCCUGAGGACGAUCUGGAGGGAGAUGUUCAUGAUUUUUUUUCCGCUGCCGAGUGAAGUGGUAUUCUUCCUAUAUGACUAGGUUCGCCGUCUGAUACAGACAGAUUCCUCGAUAGGCUAGGUAAGGUAAGGUAGGUUGCAAGUGCUACAUUCGUGGCUAUCUAUUUCGGGCGGGUGAAAGUUAGUAGCUACCAUAUAUCCUGCAAGCACUAGAACAUAAAAUGAAAAAAGCAACGUGACCUUGAAGUGUUGCAUACAUG